Molecule: messenger RNA, 2289 nt
Organism: Alternaria alternata
Lineage: Eukaryota; Fungi; Ascomycota; Dothideomycetes; Pleosporales; Pleosporaceae
Product: terpenoid synthase
Exons: 6
Coding region: 1-2289 (762 amino acids)
Biological process (GO): GPI anchor biosynthetic process
Cellular component (GO): membrane
Molecular function (GO): geranylgeranyl diphosphate synthase activity; intramolecular lyase activity
Source: RefSeq, a predicted model, not a curated record
AUGGGUUUCGACUACGCGCUCGUUCAUCUCAAGUACACGAUCCCCCCAGCCGUGGGGCUUACCUGGCUCUAUCGCCCUUUCUUCACCAAACUUGACGUGUACAAGGUCGUUUACCUGAUAUUGGUCGCUGUGCUGUCGACCAUACCAUGGGACUCGUACCUCAUUCGCACCGGAAUCUGGAGCUACCCCGCCCAUGUCAUUGUUGGACCCAAGCUGCUGGAUAUCCCUCUAGAAGAGGUCUUUUUCUUCGUCGUGCAGACAUACAACACAUCGAUCCUCUAUCUUCUCCUCAGCAGGCCUACCUUUCAGCCCGUCUACCUCAGCCCUGAACGCGGCGCAUCCGGCCAUCGAUGGCGAUACACCAAAUUUGCUGGCCAAAUCUUCUUUUUGGGCGUGAUUGCGUGGGGAUGGCGUUGCAUCAAAGAUGACAGCAAAGGAACUUACACUGGACUCAUCUUGAUAUGGGCCGGCCCGUUUCUGCUGCUGCUCUGGAGUCUUGCAUACCAAUUCAUCCUGGCGCUCCCUCUAACCAAUACCGCGGCACCCAUCAUCCUUCCGACACUUUACCUCUGGAUCGUCGAUACCUUGGCCUUGCGUAGAGGAACAUGGGUAAUCAACACAGGUACAAAAUAUGGCGUGCACUUAUGGGACGGCCUCGAAAUUGAAGAAGCCCUCUUCUUCUUGGUUACCAACUCGCUUAUAGUAUUUGGUCAAUUGGCGUUUGACAAUGCUCUUGCAGUGCUAUACACCUUUCCGGCGUUAUUCACGAAGCCCUCCCUGCUCCCAUCACCCAUGGUCUUGAUGCGCGCUUUGCUCACUUCAUGCUCCAAGUACGACGAUGCGCGUCUUGUAGGCCUUGGCGAGGCUGUGCAUCGUCUCAAGCGAAAGAGCCGUAGUUUCUACCUCGCCUCCGCAACGUUCCCUGGACCUUUACGGGCGGAUUUGUUGCUACUCUACUCCUUCUGCCGCGUUGCUGAUGAUCUGGUGGACAAUGCUUCCUCUGCCGAUGAGGCCAAGGACUGGAUAGCGAAAUUGCGCAAGUUCCUGAAUAAUACUUACAGCGAUUCUGCAUCUAAGCCUACUAUACAAGCCCAAGUCCGGGAAGACUUUCCGGCCGGCACGCAAUCUGCACUCCUACAGCUUCCAGCUGCUAAGCUCUCGCACCAACCGUUGGAGGAUCUUUUGCGCGGGUUUGAGAUGGACCUUGCUUUCGACAAGGAGCCUCUGAUCAAAACCACGGAGGAUUUGCGUUUGUACUCGGAGCGUGUGGCGGGCACUGUAGCUCAAAUGUGCAUUGAACUCAUCUUCAACUGGUAUCCUAGCGCUUUACCUGUUGAAGAGCAACGGACUAUAGUUGCUGCUGGUAACGGUAUGGGCGUGGCCCUACAGUAUGUCAACAUCGCGCGCGACAUAGAAGUAGACGCUAAGAUUGGGCGUGUUUAUCUUCCUCUGAAGUGGCUUGCUGAAGUGGGGUUAAGUUACGACGAGGUAUUAAAGAAGCCAGAUCACCCGCAAAUCGAGGCCUUGCGUAAGCGUCUUCUGAAGGAUGCAUUUUCUCUAUAUGAAGAGGCCAAAGAUGCGAUUGAGCGUUUGCCAAUUGAGGCGAGAGGCCCUAUCCGGGUCGCGGUUGAGAGUUACAUGGAGAUUGGAAGGGUCUUAGGACAGGCCAACUUCAAAGUCAAAGCUGGACGUGCUACUGUGCCCAAGUCGAGGAGGAUAAUGCCUUUUCCCGAUAACUAUACAGAUGAGACCACCUUUCUUGACCACCUUCAGCGCAAUCCAAGAUUGCAGCCCUACGAAUUUUGGUCACUGAUGGGUGACGCCACGGUCAUCGUGCAGCAUCUUGCAACAGUGAUCAUAUUUGCCUGCUGUUUCGUGGCCAUCAUUCAUGAUAGAGUUUCGCCUGUAGCCAUAGUGGGGUGGGCCACUUUAUGCACAGUUCUAGCCUGGUUCUUAUGGGACCAUUGGAUGGGCCAGGAGUUCGCGACCGUCUCCAACGUGGCAUCGACACCCACUUCAGAUACGGACAAAGCUGGACCACAACCCUCAUCAGCGCUCUCAGGACGAGCUCAACAGCGUCUAGCAACUGCCAAAUCAGCCCUGUUGAUUUAUGCGGCUUUACUUGGGCUCAGUCCGAUUCUCAAGUCACUGACACGCUCCACGACAAGUGAUUCAAUAUGGGCGUUGAGUACAUGGCUGCUGCUGAUGAACGUUGCCUUCUUUGACUACAGUGGAGGUACAGGUGCACAGUAUGAGGACCACUCUCCUUUUGAGUAUACAUGCGGCUAA